Messenger RNA from Chenopodium quinoa (quinoa), 662 nucleotides. Its product is annotated as 60S ribosomal protein L36-2-like. The transcript has 4 exons. Gene Ontology annotation, cellular component: cytosolic large ribosomal subunit; ribosome. Gene Ontology annotation, molecular function: structural constituent of ribosome. NCBI's taxonomy places the organism in Eukaryota, Viridiplantae, Streptophyta, Magnoliopsida, Caryophyllales, Amaranthaceae. The record is from RefSeq and is a predicted model, not a curated record. Gene Ontology annotation, biological process: cytoplasmic translation. Bases 149 to 481 code for a protein of 110 amino acids.
UCAUAACCGUUGGAUAAAGAAACCAAUCCGACGGUUGAGAGAAAAACCCUAACAAUAUCAAAACCACUCGCAGUUGCCUCUACUCUCUUUCUUGUUCUUCCUCAUUUCCAUUCCCCAGUUCAUCCCGAAACCCUUCGUUCUCCAGGUAAUGGCUCCUAAACCACCAAACACCGGUCUUAUUGUUGGCCUUAACAAGGGUCACAUCGUCACCAAGAAGGAAUUGGCUCCCAGGCCAUCAGACAGAACAGGGAAAACUAGCAAGAGGGUACUCUUUGUGAGGAGUAUCAUCCGAGAGGUUGCUGGAUUUGCUCCAUAUGAGAAGAGAAUCACUGAGCUGUUGAAGGUUGGUAAGGACAAGCGGGCACUGAAGUUGGCAAAGAGAAAGCUCGGAACUCACAAGAGGGCAAAGAGGAAGAGAGAGGAGAUGUCAAAUGUUCUCAGGAAGAUGAGGUCUGCUGGUGGUACCGAGAAGAAGAAGUGAUCUACGAGGAGUUCAAUUUUUAUCCUAUAAUUUUAGUUGUAGUAGUGUGCUCUUUUAGCUCUACAAAACUUGGGAAUUAAAUUAAAAAUUUUGCUGUGUUGGUUUUUGAACGUUUGCCAAUUUACCAUUAAUGAGUGAGGAGUUGUUAAAUAUCUGCUGAGUAUGAAAUUCUUAUUCCAUA